UUGCCUCAGAAUGUAAAAAAAUUGGUACAAGGCAGGUACCACCGUUUUUUGCAAUUAAACUUACCACCACCACAUAAUUGACGGCACGUUUCACAUAUUGGUAAAAACGUUACUAAUGUUUGGUUGACAGUCGGUGAUUCGUAUUUCAAUUUGUCGGCACAAACAACUUAAAGAGAAGAAACGUUAGCUACCUACAGUAAAAUGAGGAGCAACUCGUCCACCUCAAUGGCUCAGACUCUCAGCUUCGGGUCUGCCCAUCAAAGCUGACACAUGGACUGUUGGACUCAGCUGUCGAGCAGCUAAUGGUUCGGGGGGAUUUCCAAGCUGCUUUCGACACACGUGAGAGAGGUCUGGAGAGCCUUUUAAACGCAGAGCAAAAAAUCAACAGGUGGGUACUAAUUCUUAGAAUGUGCUCACCUUUCAUGACAUGGUCCUUGUUGCAUUGCAUUAUUGGACUAAACCGUUGUCCAGCUGACUUUCAGGUAUGGGGAGAUGAAGGGUGCACUCAGCAUUGUGGGGAUUCAAGCAAUGGCUGAACUCAAUCAGUGGCCUGGUGCACUGGCAUGGAUUCUGCAGCAUUAUGAGUGCCCUGAGAAAAUACCUGCCAAAAUAAUGCAGAUGUGCAUGCUCUUCUACACCAAAGUGGGUGGUGAGCAAGCUAUGAUGCAGGAGGCAGGCAAUGUUUGGCUGUGCUGCCCAUCCAAUGGGAGGUUGGCAGGAUCUGGGACUGUAGCAGAGCUGUAUUUACUGCAUAUUCUAGUGCCUUUAGGUCAUAUGACAGAGGAACGGGAGUUGGUUUUUGGUGAGGUCGGAGGUAUUGCAUUCACAGAGGACCAGAAACAAGCAGCACUGGAUAUCGUGGAGAAUAAAGAGAACCUCAGCCAAGAACAAUCCCCAAGCCCUAGUCCCAACCCCAGUCCUGUGGUGGUGGCUGCUGGACUUAACACACCUCAAGGUGCUGUGAUUCAGAAACUUGAGGCCUUGCUUAGACUUUUGAACAGAGGAAUAUCUGUAGCCAGUGCUGGGUCAUUCCUUAUUCGGAGAGUCUUUCUGGCUGUGGUCCUUCUCUACAUGCUUUUUGUCCGGAUGGAUCCAGCUCAUCCCUCAUCUUUCCCCUGGAUCUCACAGCUGCUGCAGAUGCUGAAGCAGAUGUGGGACGCCACGUUUGCUCCUUACUAUCGAGCCUGAUCUCAGAGCUAACUGUAAAACCAUACAGCCUGGUGCUGGGAUAUCAGGUUUAAAUUUGACUGAUACCGAAGAGCUCACCAUUGACCCUCUAAUCAUGUAAAAAUUAAUAAGUGACUGAGAUAAAUAGAGAAAUUCAGGGGGACUUUUGUUGGCAAAAACAACGUGAAUACCUGUGAAGGCAGAAUGUGAAAAACAUGGAUACCUGUGAAGGCAGAAUGUGUAAGUAAUAGGCAGAAUUAAUUUCCCUGGUGUUGCAGAUUCAGUUGCUCCCAUAUACACUGCUCAAAAAAAUAAAGGGAACACUUAAACAACACAAUGUAACUCCAAGUCAAUCACACUUCUGUGAAAUCAAACUGUCCACUUAGGCAGCAACACUGAUUGACAAUAAAUGUCACAUGCUGUUGUGCAAAUGGAAUAGACAAAAGGUGGAAAUUAUAGGCAAUUAGCAAGACACCCCCAAUAAAGGAGUGAUUCUGCAGGUGGUGACCACAGACCACUUCUCAGUUCCCAUGCUUCCUGGCUGAUGUUUUGGUCACUUUUGAAUGCUGGCGGUGCUUUCACUCUAGUGGUAGCAUGAGACGGAGUUUACAACCCACACAAGUGGCUCAGGUAGUGCAGCUCAUCCAGGAUGGCACAUCAAUGCGAGCUGUGGCAAGAAGGUUUGCUGUGUCUGUCAGCGUAGUGUCCAGAGCAUGGAGGCGCUACCAGGAGACAGGCCAGUACAUCAGGAGACGUGGAGGAGGCCGUAGGAGGGCAACAACCCAGCAGCAGGACCGCUACCUCCGCCUUUGUGCAAGGAGGUGCACUGCCAGAGCCCUGCAAAAUGACCUCCAGC
This is a messenger RNA of Salvelinus fontinalis (brook trout), 2023 nucleotides long. Its product is annotated as peroxisome assembly protein 26-like. NCBI's taxonomy places the organism in Eukaryota, Metazoa, Chordata, Actinopteri, Salmoniformes, Salmonidae. Gene Ontology annotation, molecular function: protein-containing complex binding; ATPase binding. The record is from RefSeq and is a predicted model, not a curated record. Gene Ontology annotation, biological process: protein import into peroxisome matrix; protein import into peroxisome membrane. The coding region runs from base 493 to 1188 and encodes 231 amino acids. The transcript has 4 exons. Gene Ontology annotation, cellular component: peroxisomal membrane; peroxisome.